AUCGCAAAAAUGCUCAAGCGUAGAAGGAUUGACAUUUGCUGCCUUCAGGAAACCCGAUGGAAAUCGAAUGGUGUCUGUCAUGUCAACUUAGACAAAGAAAAAUGUAAACUAUUCUGGAAUGGUCAAAAGACAGCCUUAAAAGGUGUUAGAAUUUUUGUCAGAGAACCGCUAGCCAAAAAAGUACUGGGUAUUAAAAGGAUUAAUUCACGUCUCAUGUGGAUCAAGCUUUGCAUAGAAAAGCAAACAAUGAUUAUUUUUUCUGCAUACGCACCACAGACAGGCAAAUCAGAAGAGAUGAAAAAUGACUUCUGGGCUGCAUUCUCUAAUACCAUCUCAACAAUAUCAAAAUCUGAAACAUUACUGAUUGGAAGCGAUUUCAAUGGCCACGUUGGAGAGAAAACAGAUGGUUUUGAAAACGUACAUGGCGGUUUUGGCUAUGGAGAACGGAAUCAACAACACCGAAGGCUAUUGAAAAACGUCAAAGUUAUACCUGGCGAAUCCUGUGUUGCCCAACAUAGACUCCUUGUGGCAGACCUGGUUGUCGAACUGUCAAAACAUAAGUCUAAACAAAUACCUCAGAGAAUCAAAACGUGGAAACAAAAAAGCAAUAUUCAUCGGGAAAAAUUUCAACAGGCUCACUAA
Messenger RNA from Helobdella robusta, 642 nucleotides. RefSeq lists its product as hypothetical. Lineage: Eukaryota; Metazoa; Annelida; Clitellata; Rhynchobdellida; Glossiphoniidae. Gene Ontology annotation, cellular component: nucleus. The transcript is spliced from 2 exons. The annotation marks the transcript as partial. Gene Ontology annotation, biological process: chromatin remodeling. The record is from RefSeq and is a predicted model, not a curated record.